AUGGCAACUUGGGAGUUACAGCGGAUUGAGCAUCUUCCUUUAGAGCUUUGGGAACUCACAGAUGUGGCCUUCUUCUUCCUGAAAAACUUGGACGCCCAGAAGUCCCAGAUUGUUCAAAAUCAUACAGUUUGGUGUUUUCGUCAACCUAACCAAGACAGGGAACGCUGGCCUGUCGCUCAACUCUACAAAUUACUUCAUCCGUUUAUCUUCUUCCAGAAGCAAGUGAACUAUAGACCUCAGAACGUCAUUACUCUUGACAAAUACAGCAUGCGAAACAGAAAAAGGAGUACCUGUAAGUUUCUAGUGAAUGGAAGUGGAAACAAAAGUACAAGAUUUUCAGAAUGA
Molecule: messenger RNA, 345 nt
Organism: Oldenlandia corymbosa var. corymbosa
Lineage: Eukaryota; Viridiplantae; Streptophyta; Magnoliopsida; Gentianales; Rubiaceae
Source: the annotation of a GenBank genome assembly